Messenger RNA from Dichotomopilus funicola, 1062 nucleotides. RefSeq lists its product as uncharacterized. Gene Ontology annotation, biological process: maturation of SSU-rRNA from tricistronic rRNA transcript (SSU-rRNA, 5.8S rRNA, LSU-rRNA). NCBI's taxonomy places the organism in Eukaryota, Fungi, Ascomycota, Sordariomycetes, Sordariales, Chaetomiaceae. Bases 1 to 1062 code for a protein of 353 amino acids. The transcript is spliced from 2 exons. Gene Ontology annotation, cellular component: 90S preribosome; nucleolus. The record is from RefSeq and is a predicted model, not a curated record.
AUGCCAUCGUCGUCGUCGGUCAAGCGAAAGAUGCCAGCGGCUGGUCUGCUGCAGCGGCGGGUCCGGCCACGGUUUGAGCCAGAGCCGGAGUCGGACAUGGAAAGUGAUGAUGAUGAUGAUGUGAGCGAAGAAGAGGCUGCCGGGUCAUUUGGGUCGGAUGAUGGGGAUGAUGGGCCGAGUGAGGAGGAUGCGGGGAGCGAGGGUGAUGGGGAUGAUUCGGAGGUGGGAUCUGAUUUAGAUGGAGAAGAGGACUCUGACGGGCAAGACGAUGAGGCACCACACAUCGAUGCCUCGCAAAUCUCCUUCGGGGCCCUAGCCAAAGCCCAAUCCACAAUGGGCCCAUCAUCAAAAAAGCGGCGCGGUCAUGAUAACAGCGGCGACGAGUCGGAGGAGGAGGAAGAGGACGACAAAAAGGACGACGGGUACGGCCACCCAACGAACCUGACGUCCACAAAACGCCCCGAGAAACGCUCCAACAAGCACGCGCCCGUGGAGCUGACCAGCAAAAAGCCCGUCUCCCGCAAACGGGACUUCUUGACGACGAGCACCGCCGAGACCAAACGAGCUGCAGCGCGCGACCCACGGUUCAUGCCGCUGGGGGGUCCAAGAGCAGCAGCAGGCGCAGGAGCCGCAGCAGGUAGCGGCGGCGACAAGAUCGAGGAGAUCAAAGCGCGCAAAGCGUACGCCUUUCUAGACGACUACCGCGCUUCGGAAAUGCAAGAGCUGCGAAUGACAAUCAAAAAGACCAAGGACCCACGGCAGCGCGCCCGGCUGGAGAAGGAGCUGAUGGUGAUGGAGAGCCGGCAGCGGGCGCAGGCGCGCAAGGACCGGGAGCAGGCGGUGUUGGAGGCGCAUCGGAAGCAGGAGAAGGAGUUGGUGAAGCAGGGCAAGACGCCGUUUUAUCUGAAGCGGGCGGAGCAGAAGAAGAGGGUGCUGGUGGAGCAGUUCCAGGGGUUGAAGAAGGGCCAGGUGGAUAAGGCGAUUGAGAGGAGGAGGAAGAAGGUGGCUGGGCGGGAGAAGAAGAUGUUGCCGAUGGUGAGGAGGGGGGCGGAGGAUAGGUAG